Messenger RNA from Podarcis raffonei (Aeolian wall lizard), 5196 nucleotides. It is a transcript of the gene INPP4A, whose product is annotated as inositol polyphosphate-4-phosphatase type I A. Lineage: Eukaryota; Metazoa; Chordata; Lepidosauria; Squamata; Lacertidae. The record is from RefSeq and is a predicted model, not a curated record. The transcript has 27 exons. The coding region runs from base 541 to 3537 and encodes 998 amino acids. Gene Ontology annotation, molecular function: phosphatidylinositol-3,4-bisphosphate 4-phosphatase activity. Gene Ontology annotation, cellular component: cytoplasm.
GUUUGUGGCGUCAUAGCCGGCUGGGUGUACGCGCGUUUGGGUGGCGGGCUUGCUGCAGCGGCAGAGGCUGCCCUGGGGUGUGGGGAGCAGCCGCAGCAGGAAGGAGGGGCUGCAGCGUCUCCCCGGACGGGGCGGGGGCUUGGAAUCCCGUCCAGCAUGUGGCGCGAGCCUCGCUGAAGAAGAGCAGCGGCUCACCUGGAGCGAGGUUCUGUGAUCAUUCAGCCUGGGAGGAACAGCGGUGUGUCACCCGUGGAAAACAAAUUAAGGCAACAUGGAUAUCUCGAUUCUACAGUUAUAUUGAACAAGUACAGAAUUUGGUACUAGUUAUCCUAGGAUUUUUAGCUUUUCAUUGGAAACCUAGAAAGAUGGGAAAAUAAAGCUGCCUUUAAGAAAUGCAAAAUACCAUGCUCUCACCCAAGAAAACAACAGCCCGCUCCUGCUGUCAUAAGGGCUGCAAGUGAAGACGACACUCUAUUUUGGUCCUUCAUCAAGGCUUUGCUGUGAUCAAACAGUGAAAAGAGGCGUCUUCCCCAUGACAACAUGUCAGCAAAAGAUAUCAGCCCCCGCCAUGGUGCAAAAUCCCGCACUGUGCAGCGGGCCUCAACUAUUGAUGUCACGACUGACAUGUUAGAUUUGUCUCUGGCAGGUAAUAGCCAAGAUCCGGAUGAGCCAAUCUUAGAAUUCAGUUUAGCUUGCAGCGAGCUCCUUACCCCAUCGCUAGAUAGAAAGCCAAAUAGUUUUGUAGCAGUGAGUGUAACUACACCACCUCAGGCAUUCUGGACAAAGCAUGCUCAGACAGAGAUUAUUGAGGGAACAAGCAACCCUAUCUUUCUAAGCAGUAUUGCCUUUUUUCAAGACUCUCUUAUUAACCAGAUGACACAAAUAAAACUUUCUGUAUAUGAUGUUAAAGAUAGAUCUCAGGGAACUAUGUAUCUAUUGGGUUCUGUGAUGUUCACUGUAAAGCAGCUACUUAAGGAAAGGAACCAUAGGUUGCAUUUAACACUAAGAUCUGCUGAAAGUGAUCGUGUUGGUAACAUUACAGUCAUAGGAUGGCAAGUGGAAGAAAAAACAGACCAAAGGCCUCCAGUUACCAGGUCUCCUGACACCAUCAAUGGAAGGACUGUGCUGUCAGUUGAUGAAAGUUUAACAGAAUCUUUAGGAAUCCGAUCCAAAUAUGCUUCAUUACGGAAAGACGUGUUGUUAAAAUCCGUGUUUGGAGGGGCCAUUUGUCGGAUGUAUCGCUUCCCCACCACUGAUGGGAACCACCUUCGGAUCUUGGAGCAAAUGGCAGAGAGUGUGCUCUCCCUACACAUUCCCAGGCAGUUUGUGAAGCUGCUACUUGAGGAAGAUGCUGCCAGGGUUUGUGAACUUGAAGAACUGGGAGAGCUGUCCCCUUGUUGGGAAAGUCUUCGUCGGCAAAUAGUUACUCAGUACCAAACGAUCAUUCUAACGUACCAGGAAAACCUCACAAAUCUUCACCAGUACAAAGGUCCAUCGUUCAAAGCAAGUAGCCUGAAAGCUGACAAAAAGCUGGAAUUUGUGCCCACAAAUUUACACAUACAGCGAAUGAGAGUCCAAGAUGAUGCAGGAUCAGAUCAGAACUAUGAUAUUGUAACUAUAGGAGCACCAGCAGCUCACUGUCAAGGCUUUAAGUCUGGGGGCCUGCGGAAAAAGCUGCACAAAUUUGAAGAUGCCAAGAAACAGAAGAUUCAGUCCAAAACCACGAAGAUUAGAGCCAGUUUAUGGAAAGAGUUUGACAGAAGAAGGUUUUCCCAUUUUUUCAGCCACACUUCGACCAAUACCCAGUCAAUAGUGUACAUACCACAAGAUAUUAUCCGAGCAAAGGAGAUUAUUGCACAGAUCAAUACCUUGAAAACUCAAGUUAGUUACUACGCAGAAAGACUCUCCAGAGCUGCCAAGGACAGAUCCGCCAAUGGGCUUGAAAGAACACUUGCCAUUCUGGCAGAUAAGACACGGCAGCUUGUCACCGUCUGCGACUGCAAACUGCUGGCAAAUUCAAUACAUGCGCUGAAUGCUGCAAGACCAGAUUAUAUAGCUUCAAAGGCCUCUCCAACCUCUGUAGAGGAAGAGCAAGUGGUGCUGAGGAAUGACCAAGAUACCCUGGUGGCCAGGUGGACAGGAAGAAAUAGCCGAUCUUCUCUACAAGUGGACUGGCAUGAAGAAGAAUGGGAAAAAGUCUGGGUGAAUGUUGACAAAAGUCUUGAAUGCAUUAUCCAGAGGGUGGACAAACUCCUCCAGAAAGAGCGUUUGCAUAGUGACAGCUGUGAAGACGUUUUUCAGUGUGACACCAGCUGUUCUAGCAAGAAAGGUAAACGGGAUACCCGUGCGUACUGGAUAAAGCCACACACCUCAACAUCUUCUUCAUCCCCAUCAUCUUCAUCCAUACCAUCCUCUGCAUGCCAUUGUCCCCAAGACACAAAUUGCAGUCCCACUCCUGAAGAGACUGGCCCAGGUGAAUGGAGUGAGGCCCUUUACCCAUUGCUGACAACACUCACAGACUGCGUAGCCAUGAUGAGUGACAAGGCAAAGAAAGCGAUGGUCUUUCUCUUGAUGCAAGAUAGUGCCCCAACAAUAGCUCUUUGCUUGAGCCUUCAGUACCGACGGGAUGUUGUCUUUUGCCAAACUCUCACAGCCCUUAUCUGUGGCUUCAUUAUCAAGCUGAGGAACUGCCUGCAUGAUAAUGGAUUUCUGAGGCAGCUCUACACCAUUGGUCUGCUGGCACAGUUUGAAAGCCUUCUGAGCACUUAUGGUGAAGAGCUGGCAAUGCUAGAGGAUAUGAGUGUUGGGAUAAUGGACUUGAGGAAUGUAACGUUUAAAGUAACUCAGGCCACAUCAAAUGCAUCUGCUGACAUGCUACCAGUCAUUACAGGAAAUCGGGAUGGGUUCAAUGUGAGAAUUCCGCUGCCAAGCACCUUGUUUGAUGCACUGCCCCGUGAAAUUCAGAGUGGCAUGUUACUGAGAGUUCAGCCUGUUCUCUUCAAUGUGGGGAUAAAUGAACAACAAACCUUAGCAGAGAAGUUUGGAGACACCUCUUUACAAGAAGUGAUUAACAUGGAAAGCUUAGUGCGGUUGAAUUCCUACUUCGAGCAGUUCAAAGAAGUUUUGCCUGAAGACUGUCUACCUCGAUCUCGUAGUCAAACGUGCCUGCCUGAACUGUUACGGUUUCUUGGACAGAAUGUACAUGCAAGGAAAAAUAAGAAUGUUGAUAUUCUUUGGCAAGCUGCUGAGAUUUGCCGCAGACUCAAUGGUGUUCGGUUUACAAGCUGUAAAAGUGCCAAGGAUAGGACUGCCAUGUCAGUGACUCUAGAGCAGUGUCUAAUAUUGCAGCAUGAACAUGGAAUGGCCCCACAGGUCUUCACACAAGCUCUGGAAUGCAUGAGAAGUGAGGGUUGUCGAAGAGAAAAUACAAUGAAGAAUGUUGGAUGUCGCAAGUAUGCAUUUAAUUCCCUGCAGCUGAAGGCUUUCCCCAAGUAUUACAGGCCUCCUGAAGGAACUUAUGGAAAAGUUGAAUCAUAAGAUUACUCUGUCCUGUAAUUAGUUGUUCCGUUAAAAAGAAAUGUGGAUACACUCAAUUUUAGUAUAUGAACUUUGACAACAGUCAGAAACAAUUUUUUGUACGUUUCACUAGUUAAUACCAAGCAUGUACUUUUAUUAAAUUGGAUUCCAUAGGAAAAAUAUUAUUUACUGACCCCUUAUAACAUGAAAAUGUGAUGACCGUCUGCUCAUGUAACUAGCCAUCAGUGUAUGUAAGAUGCCUGUUCCACUGAUUUCUUACUUAUAUGCCUAAAUAAGAAAGGUAAUUCCUGGACUGUUGAUGAUUUUAUGAAUGAAGUUUAAGCAGCUGUUUCACACAUCUUUUUAUACUGAUUUGAUUUGAGAUUAAGACUUUCAUAUAAUACUUUUUUAAAAAACCUCAGACUUUGUAAAUAGUAAAUGAAUUGGAUGUGAGGCAGUUUGAUAAGUUACAAGCAGCAUUGUUAUGCAGGAGAAGCUAAAACUCAGUUUUUAAGACAGUGCAGCACAGUAAUAUAAAUGCCAGGACCUUAAAAUGUUUUCCUUUAUGUAGGACACUAUCAUGUAAGUGGUGUGUACUAUACAGCAUCAGGAAUUGACACAAAGCCCAGAUCAAAAACUGGACUGGACCCAUGAUUCUUUCAGUUGUCUUUAGAAAUUUUACAAUUCUAUACCUUUGAAAAGUAGGCUCAAGGAAGAGAGAGUUGCACAUGGCAAAAUAGUUAAUGUGACUAGUAGUGCUCUGGGCAGAGGACUCAAAAGACAAGGUACACAUUCUUAACUGGCUGGCAUUGUAAAUUAGAUACAAAAGUGCAUUCUGGUUUGGCCUCUGAAGUGCCAAGGAGGCUGAGUCCUCUGCAUAUCUGCAUCAUCAGAGGCAUCCAACCUAUUUCAGUUUGCACCUCUUUCUGUUUAUAUCCGUCAGCUUACUGCACACAGCAAUGCCAUUCAGUGGAAUACAAAUAUUCAGAAGCUCUCUCUCUCUCUUUUCAUGCACAAGAUGAUAUUAUACAACUUCACUUGUGGAAGCAGCUGUUCGAUGUUUGCAAGCCUUUUGCCAAGUAUGCUUGCUGGAUUUACAGCCUGGUUCUAGGACUGAAUUAGAUGCACUUUAACCAUUUGGAAUUGGUGGUUCCUUACUUUCCUCUCUGUCUUCAGCCUUUCAAAUAUGUUUACUGUAUUAUAUUUAACUUUUACUAGGAGUAAACCCAUUGAUAUUAAAGGCCAUGACUAACUUAGACCCAUUAAUUUCAGUGAGUCUACUCCCCAUAAUAGUUAAAUACAGCCCAUAGGUAAUGAAAACUAUGAAGUACAUAAGGGAUUCCUACUUUCAGAUCAUUGAUUUAAACAAAAGCCAAAUGUUUCUCAUGACCCCAUAAUUCAUUGAUGAUAAGGCUACGCACUGAACUGGUAUGGGUGUAACACUAAACCAUAGUUCAGUGUUAUGUGAAUGAGCUUUAGGCUCACACCUCCGUAAUUACAACUCUGAUGAGGAGUGGGAACUUCUUUUUAAACCAGAUGCAGUUUAUUGUUAUCAGGGGUGCCAACUUGAAUAAAAUAUUGGGGGCCCAGGCAAAUCCUACCCCACAUAAUUGAUCACGUGACAUGGCACAUGCACACCAUUUGAAUGGCAAUACCCAUCAACUUUGGGAGGGCCCAGCC